AGUCCACUGUCUUCGUACGGCGUCCGUGCGUCGUUUUUUCCCCUUCUUCUUUGUCCUGCCCUGACUUCGCAGACGCUCUUACGAGAUAUUUGCCUACUAUGUCCGAUCUAGGGUCCAAGAGCGAGAAGCAGACAGUCACCACCGCUACGGAGGUCCCUGUGGGCUCUGGGUAUGCCCACGGUGGUGCCGUACAGCGCGCCUUCGAGACCGAUGAUGCGCUCCUCGCUGAGCUCGGGUACAAGUCCGAGUUCAGGCGUGAGUUCUCGCUCAUCGAGACGAUUGCAUUUGCCUUCUCUAUCAUGGGCGUAAUUGCAUCUGUAUCGUCGACCUUCUCGUUCCCGCUGGCAUCCGGUGGACACGUCGGGAUGGUGUUUGGAUGGCUCAUCCCAUCGCUGUUCGUGAUGACCAUAGCAGCGUCCAUGGCCGAGCUUGCUUCAUCCAUGCCAACGAGCGCGGGUCUGUAUUACUUCUCGGCAAAGCUAGCUCCGCCGAAAUACGCCGCACUCGCUAGCUGGAUCACCGGAUGGGCGAACGUCACUGGCCAGGUGACCCUCGUCACUUCAAUUGAUUACACCUGCGCUCAGAUGAUCACCAGCGCGAUCGCCGUUGGUUCGAACGGAUCCACCGUCCUGGGCGCCGGCCCUACCUACGGCAUCCUUUGUGCCAUCCUCUUCGCACACGGCAUUGUCUGCUCCGCAGGCACCAAGUUCCUCGCGCGGAUCAACCUCUUCUAUGUCAUCAUUAAUGUGGGGACAUCUAUUGCAGCGAUCAUUGCGCUGCUGGUGUGCUCUGGCGAUAACAAAGUCUCGACAAAAGACGCAUUCACGCUUUUUGAGAACAAUACCGGAUGGUCAAACAAUGGCUGGGCGUUCCUGCUGGCCUUCACCGCACCGAUGUGGACGUUGACCGGAUAUGAUUCCGCUGCACACAUUGCCGAGGAGACCAGCGGUGCAGCCCGCGCGGCACCCAUCGCCAUCCUGGUCGGCGUCGGCGCGACUGCCUCACUCGGCUGGAUCCUCUUCAUCGCCGCGUCCUUCGCCACCGCCUCCGUCUCCGAUCUCCUCGCCACAAACCUGCCAUUGCCCAUGGCACAGCUCUUCGUCAACGUCCUCGGUAGCCGUGGCAUGCUCGCGAUCUGGAGCUUCAUCAUCGUCGUGCAGUUCGUGACGGGUGCGGCGCAGGGCGUCGAUGCCUCGCGCGUCGUUUUUGCGUUUGCGAGGGAUAACGCGCUUCCUGGGUCGCGCUGGUGGAAGCGCAUGAACAGCCAUACGCAGACACCGGUGAAUGGGGUGUGGCUCGUCAUGGUGCUUGCGGGGAUCUGUGGCUUGCUUGGGUUCUCGGAGACAGCGCUUUCCUCGCUUGCAGGUGCAGCGGUGAUUGGACUGUAUACCUCGUAUGUCACUCCGAUCUUUCUUCGCCUGACAUCUGGGCGGGAGAAAUUGGUGAAGGGUCCGUUCUCCCUGGGCCAGUGGCAUAUCCCUCUGAACAUCAUCGCCUGCGCAUGGGUUGCUUUCAUUGUCAUUCUUUUACUGUUUCCGUCGUACCAGUAUCCCACGGCAGAUACAAUGAACUACGCCGUCGUCAUCAUUAUGGCCGUGUUCAUCUUCGCGUCUGCAUCAUGGAUUGUCUCGGCUCGCAAGUGGUUCACUGGACCGAUCACGAAUGUAGACGAGGACGGAACAUCGUCGAUAGAGGAGAAGCGGGAGGUUGUGUGAAUGGACUACUACCGUAGAACAUUGACAUUUGUAGUCAGUGCCCUGCAGGCCGAGUUCGUUUGUAGAUUGCUAUGAGAUUUAUUUUGUAAUGCAUG
Messenger RNA from Laetiporus sulphureus 93-53, 1810 nucleotides. Its product is annotated as amino acid transporter. The coding region runs from base 99 to 1715 and encodes 538 amino acids. The transcript has 10 exons. NCBI's taxonomy places the organism in Eukaryota, Fungi, Basidiomycota, Agaricomycetes, Polyporales, Laetiporaceae. Gene Ontology annotation, biological process: transmembrane transport. Gene Ontology annotation, molecular function: transmembrane transporter activity. The record is from RefSeq and is a predicted model, not a curated record. Gene Ontology annotation, cellular component: membrane.